This is a messenger RNA of Anguilla anguilla (European eel), 1095 nucleotides long. RefSeq names its product chromosome 16 C15orf61 homolog (gene c16h15orf61). Bases 104 to 574 code for a protein of 156 amino acids. The transcript is spliced from 3 exons. NCBI's taxonomy places the organism in Eukaryota, Metazoa, Chordata, Actinopteri, Anguilliformes, Anguillidae. The record is from RefSeq and is a predicted model, not a curated record.
GUUUCCAGUCGGAGAAAGUAAGCAGGGGACACCAAACCAAAGAGCAUUGAAGCUCUUACGAAAGAGGUACAGAUAUUUUUGCCCUUAGCAUUUGAUACUGGCUAUGAGAGAGGUUUUCAAGCGGAUGCACGAGACCUUUGUGAACGUCCUGCUGUUUCGUGGGAUAUUUUGGAACCCUGGGCCACGUCCGGCUGCAUCCGAGGUGUUAACGCGUCACCUGCUGCAGCGCAAACUCCCGCCAUGGACUUCCUUCUGCGUGCGUUACAGCGCCGUCUCCAAUGACCACUUCGGACUGUCAAACUUCAACUGGGAGGUGCCAGGCGCCAACUACCACAUUCUCCGAACAGGUUGUUUCCCAUUCAUUAAAUACCACUGCACCAAAGCUCCCCGGCAAGACUUGGCAUGGGAAAACUCGUUCUUCACUGCGCUAAAAGUAAUCAAUCUGGGUAUUCCUACGCUGGCCUAUGGGCUAGGUUCCUGGCUCAUGGUUGGAGCAACAGAGAUUGUGCACACCAGUGCUGGACCUGUCACUGUCUACUUCCUGUACAAAGAAAAAGAGGGGGCUCAGUAUUAAUGCAUGUUGAUGACAUGCUGAUUGUGCAUCUCAGGCUCCUGACAUGUAUUGUGAGGCAGAAUCUGCUUGCAGUCCUACAGGUUUCUCUCCAGUGCAGGCCCCCAGAGUGACACUCCCCUGAGCAACAAGUGCAGGUACUUGAGCCUUCACCCUGGUCUUCUGUCGUGUAGGCUACACAAAGCAUGCCGAGGGCACCUCGUGUACUGUAUGACUGCAUGUAAAUAUCUAUUGUAAUUUAUUUUUAAAAAGUGUGAGAGCAGAUAUUGUUGUUAGGUUGCAUUUCCUUUGUGCACCAGAAGAUGUCUCGGUGUGAAGGUUCUUGUAUAGUUGGAGCAUGUUUCAAUACAUGUACAGUAAAAGUUAGAAGUCCAAAUCUCUUAUGGGAAACUGCUGCUAUAUUCACAUUGUUCUUGUAAUUUUGACUGUGCAGCCUCCAGAAUUCAGUCAUAGUGCAGCUACAAUAAAAGUGACAGAUUGUGAAUUUUCUUCCGAAAGUCAAAAAUGAAAUCCUCUUUCUUUCA